GCUUGGCGAUCCCAGCUGCUUCGCUCCGGGAGAGCCGCCCUCCCCGGAGCCUUAAGAUAGUAACUUCAGACCCCCAGCUGCACUUUUGCUGGAAUCGGGCAGCUUGUCCUGAGUCCUUUUUGAGAAAGAUGUGCAAGAGCAUUGUUGAUGGCCCUUUGCACGGAGCUUCCUGCUGGCAGCGGGCACCGCGCAGUCCGGCCUGGGCCCCGACACAGGCUGCGCGGGCCCGCCGGGCGCUGGGGCCUCCGGUAACCGCAGUCUGAGAUAAGGCGCGGCCUAGGACCUGUGCAUAUUUAUGGGGCGACACUCACCUGCCGUAGGAUCCCCCAAGGUCAGGUUACUUGAGAAGCACAAAGCUCUGUUUGGGACAUCUCAGCGCCUUAGCGGUUCCCCAUUGGGUCAAAACAGCAUUGCUCUCUGCGCUUGGUGGUUCUGAUGGUAGAUUCCCAUUGUGAAGUGUCCCCCCUGUUUUGUGAAAAUGCAGUAGGGUUUACUCCCAAAUUUCUCCGGUAUCUGCUAUUUCUAGAGGUCAAGUAGCCAGUGAGCAGGAACAGGCUGUGUGUGUGUGUGUAUGGAAAAGUAAUUCUGUCUUUUCAGCAGAGAAAAAUGGGUGAAUGGAAGAAAAGCCUGAUUUGGUCGUGCCAGGAUGCGUUCCCUGGUCCUUUGAGGCAAAGCCCAGGGACGCUAGGCUGACUCCAGGACAGCCAUCUGGUACUUUAUACUUGAACUUGAUUGUGUAAUCUCCUCAACAGAAUGUUGAAGGAUGUUUGUUCCGAGAGCUCUCAAAGUCAAGAGGAACGCUCAUGAUGAUGGCAAAGGCUGUGUGGCCAAGAAAGCGAAACCAGAAGCAGAAGCCCUUGGGGGGGAUGAGGGCAGCGGUCACCCAGCUGAAGCUGUCGUCACAGAAGAAGCCAAAGCCGCGGACAGGCACAGUGCAGAACUGUGCCCUUGCCCAGGUGCACUCCUGGAAGCUGAGCAGGGUGCCAAGGACAACCAUGUCUCUGAAGAACCUGUGAAGUCAUUUUCCAGAACGCAGCGCUGGGCAGCGCCCGGGGAGCCUGUGUGUGUUGUCUGUGGCCGUUACGGGGAGUAUAUCUGUGAUGAGACGGAUGAAGAUGUGUGUAGCUUGGAGUGCAAAGCGAAACAUCUUCUGCAAGUUAAGGGAAGGGAAGAGAAAGUAGCACUCAGCAGCCCGCAGGAAGCUGGCUCUUGGCCCCAGUCCCCAGUUCAUACAUCCUAUGUCUAUAAAGAGCAUCCCUUCAUCUCGGGCCUCCAGGAGGACCAGGUUGAGAAUCUUAAAUGUCAGCUGGGAAUUUCAGUUCAAGGGCAAGAUGUUGCCAGGCCCAUCACUGACUUUGAGCACUGUGGUUUCCCUGAGGCCUUGAACCUCAACCUGAAGGCAGCAGGCUAUGAAGUGCCGACCCCCAUCCAGAUGCAGAUGACUCCCGUGGGGCUCCUGGGACGAGACGUGCUGGCCAGCGCUGACACCGGCUCCGGGAAGACAGCCGCCUUUCUCCUUCCUGUUAUCAUCCGAGCGCUAUUUGAGAGCACGUCUCCGUCCGCAGUCAUCCUUACCCCAACGAGAGAGUUAGCCAUUCAGAUAGAGAGACAAGCCAAGGAGCUGAUGAAAGGCUUGCCGCGCAUGAAGACCGUGCUUCUGGUGGGGGGCUUGCCCCUACCCCCGCAGCUGUACCGUUUGCGGCAGCAUGUCAAGGUUGUCAUAGCGACUCCCGGCCGACUCCUGGACAUCGUGAAGCAGAGCUCCGUGCAGCUCAGCGGCGUGAAGAUAGUGGUCGUAGAUGAAGCUGACACCAUGUUAAAGAUGGGCUUCCAACAGCAGGUGUUGGACAUUUUGGAACAUGUCCCUCAUUACUGUCAGACCAUUCUGGUCUCAGCUACAAUUCCAGCCAGCAUAGAGCAACUAGCCAGCCAGCUUCUGCACGAUCCUGUGAGAAUCGUAGCUGGGGAAAAGAACCUGCCUUGUUCCAACGUGCGGCAGAUCAUUCUGUGGGUCGAAGAGCCUGCCAAAAAGAAGAAAUUAUUUGAAAUCUUAAAUGAUAAGAAGCUCUUUAAGCCGCCCGUGCUGGUGUUUGUGGACUGCAGGCUUGGGGCGGAUCUGCUGAGCGAGGCGGUGCAGAAGGUCACGGGCCUGAGGAGUGUGUCCAUGCACUCGGAGAAGCCACAGACCGAAAGGAAAGCCAUCCUGGAGGUCGGAAGAGUGGGGAGAUUGGGUCAGACCGGGACAGCGAUCACCUUCAUCAACAACAACUCAAAGCGACUCUUCUGGGAUGUCGCGCAGAGCGUGAAGCCCACGGGCUCCACGCUGCCCCCGCAGCUGCUCCACUCCCCCUACCUGCACGAGCAGCGGAGGAAGGAGCGGCAGCGGGACCGGCAGGCCCAGAGCCACCUGGUCACCGGCGCCAACCUCAUGGACAUCAUCAGGAAACACGAUAAAAGCAACGCUCAGAAGUGACCUGUCCCCGCCCUCCGAGGGCGUCUCCCUGCUGCCGUCGGGGAAGUGUCUGUGUUACUAGGUUUGCCGAGUCAGCGGG
Messenger RNA from Molossus molossus (Pallas's mastiff bat), 2552 nucleotides. It is a transcript of the gene DDX59, whose product is annotated as DEAD-box helicase 59. The record is from RefSeq and is a predicted model, not a curated record. Bases 764 to 2473 code for a protein of 569 amino acids. The transcript is spliced from 6 exons. Lineage: Eukaryota; Metazoa; Chordata; Mammalia; Chiroptera; Molossidae. Gene Ontology annotation, molecular function: nucleic acid binding; RNA helicase activity; ATP binding.